This is a messenger RNA of Anopheles maculipalpis, 1317 nucleotides long. RefSeq lists its product as uncharacterized. The record is from RefSeq and is a predicted model, not a curated record. Lineage: Eukaryota; Metazoa; Arthropoda; Insecta; Diptera; Culicidae. The transcript has a single exon. The coding region runs from base 1 to 1317 and encodes 438 amino acids.
AUGUCAACAACAUCGCCUCCGUCAUCACCACCGUCAUCAUCAACAUUGUCAUCAUCAUCACCCAGCAGCACCAACAGCAACACCACGGCAAUAUUACUAUCCCCACGUUCAUCUCCCUCCCAGCCACCACUUGGCCACCCACCAGCAGCUCAUCCAGCUGUGUCGUCUUCGUCCACGAGCAACCCUUCCGGAAGAUGUUCGUUGGCGUCGUCGACCCCAGCAACCACGACCACCACCGCAACCAUCUCCUCUCCGUCUGCUCCGGCACUGGCCGCUGCUUUAAUGUUGACAUCACCAUCACCACCACCUUCCGCGUCAUCGAGCCGCGCGUCCUCUAGCUCCCCGACGGUGGCUACUACAACUGGUGCUUCGGCAUCACUGUUGAUCAAUCAUCUUACAAACAGCAGCAGCAACGGCAGCCCCAAACAGCAGCAACCAUCGUCAACUAAACCGACAGCGCUGGAAGCAGUGGUCGGUAGCAAAAGGGAACUGCUUCAGCCACCGUUGGUCGUAGUAGCAGCGGCAGCAGCAACUGGACCUUCUGCGCCAUGUACCCUAACAAAGAAGGCAAAGCACGCUGGUAUGUCCUCUUCGCAAUCGGCCGCCGCCAUCAAUCGUAGCCCAGCUGCCGGUAGCCAUAAGGUGAUGUCGCCCAUCGUGAACGUGGUGGUGAACGACAUUGCUGCAGGGUUGGCCAAUGCUGUUGCAGCGGCAGUGGCCGACGCCGUCACAGUUGCUACGAUUGGACGGAACCUCAAUAUGGCCACAACCGGUGGUGGCAUUACUAGCGGCAGCAGCAGCAGCACACUGAACUCUUACUCGCAACUGCGCCAACAGCUGGAAAUGGGUACGUCGGGUGCAGAUGUUCUCGUCGUUGCAUCCGGCGGUCCGACCAAAGGAGCAAUCGGUGGUCUGCAGCAGCAGCACAGUCACCUGAAGCAAUAUCUUAAUGCUGGUGGUGGUGGUAGAACAGCAGCGGGAGGCGGUGGGAUAAUGCUUACUGCUGGUGGUGGAGGUGCCGGUAACCAGCAGCAGCACCCUGGUGGUGCAACGCAGCAGCAGCAGCAUCAUCACCACCAUCACCAUCAUCAUCAUCACGUACAUUCGCAGCAGCUGAGACGACAGUCGAUUAUGAGCGGCGCUGGUGGAUCGUCCAGUGGUGGUGGAGGUGGUGGUGGCGUAGCUUCCUCUCACACGGGAGCACCAGCUAUCCAUGAUAACAGCAACGGCCGAAACAACAAUGCACCACGCGCUACUGCUGCUCCAUCCAACGCCAUCGAUGCCAACACAAAUCAUCAUCACCACCAUCGUUGGUAG